UUAAAUAAAGGUUAAAAAAAAAUCUGUAGGGUACAUGGGCCUGUUCUGAGAUGCGUACAGUAUGUGUGUUUUUUUCUGAGUUACAUGUUUUAGCUGAGAGGUCAGAGGUCAGUGCCAGUUUGCGUCCCAAAUGGAACCCUGUUCCCUAAGUAGUGCAGACCCAGUAAUUGUUGACUGAAGGUGUGUGCCACAUCAUAUUCACUAGAAGAUCAAGUAUUACCCUUCUCUGGUUCUGCCCUGCUAUUGGUGCGGUGAGGAGGGGGAAAAGGCCAGAUAACCAAUGAGAGUGCCUAGAGGAGGGUGACCCUCAACACAGGUAGCUGUCCGACAAUCUACGUCACCUUUACUCUGAUAAAGAGUGGACAGCAGUGAGCUACAGAGCUGCAUGCCCAUUUUCACUGUGAUCCUGACAUUGUGUGUCUCUAUGGGUUUGUCUCUCCUCUGAUCCUGCUUAAGUCCCCCACAGUAGACAGGAUGUUGAACCUGAAGGAGCUGUGUAGGGGCCUGCCCCUGGACCCAAUGACACCCAACCAGGGCCGGGACCCCAAUGAGCCACACGCACCCGUCCGGACGCCCAACCUCACUCCAGAGGAGGAGAGGGGUAGGAGGAGACAGUGUUGGUUCACCCCCUCAGAACCUUCUAUCAGCUUCACUACCGUUUGCCAGAACUGGGAGCAAAGGACACUGUCAACGAUUAAGAGAGAUACGACUGGCCCUGAGGAAUGACCUGCGCUACCCCCCUUCCUCCCACAACAACAUCCUGGCUUCUGAAUUUGCCUGGGAGCUCAGGCAGUAUGGACACAUCUUCAUGUACCGCUUCUGCCCUCUAAUACAUAUUAGGGCCUACCCUAUAGAUCAGUAUCCCUGUCGUACACGCCAAGCUGCCUCCAUCAUGCUCAUCAUCAUGAAUAACCUGGACCCUGCAGUUGCCCAGGUAACCACCACUCUCACAUACUGUACAUGGCACACAACAGUUCACUUCUCAUUUCUGAUUUAACUAAAACAAUGUAUUAAUCCACCGAAGUCACUCUGUCUAUUGUUGCUUUAUCAUCUUCCCGUGCUCUGCUCUCCAGUUUCCCCAGGAGCUGGUUACCUAUGUGGGGAAUGGACAGGUGUUCAGUAUCUGGGCCCAGGUAAGGACAGAGCACGUGAGUAUGAUGGUAUUACAGUAUGUAGGUAUCUGUGUGUAAUAAUGUGUGUGUAAUUUUACUUGUACUGUGUGGAAACACAUUCGUUGCUAUAUACAGUAUCUUUGUGUGUAUGUGUGAGUGGGUAGAUCCGUCUGGUGAUGCACUACCUGAGUGAGAUGACAGAGGAGCAGACUCUUGUCAUGUACAGUGGUCAUCCAUCAGGGCUGUUCCCCAGCCUGCCCUCCUCCCCCCAUGCCAUCGUCACCAGUGGCAUGGUAACCACACAUCCCUCCCUUCGCCUAUCCUCCCUUCUCUACAGCAUUUCAAUUAGAUGCUGUUUUUCCGUUACCAUUUAGGUUUUCCCAGUUUGAUUUGGAAUAGUCCAUGGCACCACGAUUAGUCCUAACAGUCAACAGUAGAGGGCACUAACCCCUUUGUAAACUCACAUUGACAUUGUCUUAAAGGGAGACUUUGGGAUUUUGGCAAUGGAGGCCCUUUAUCUACUUCCUCAGGUAGAUGAACUCGUGGAUAUAUAUUUUUUUGUCUCUGGGUGCAGUUUGAAGGAAGUUGCUAACUGGCGUUAGCACAAUUGAUAACUAGCGUUAGCGGAAUGACUGUAAGUCUAUGGUAACUGCUAGCAUGCUAGUAGAUACCAUGGACUUCCAGCCAUUGUGCUAAUGCUAAUCAGCAUUGGCUCGCAAAACUAUAUCUAACUUCCUUGCAGAGACAUAAAUCCUUGCAGAGACAUGGGCUGCGGACCGUCGCUGGAGACUCCGGGCU
Salmo salar (Atlantic salmon) is the source of this 1910-nucleotide messenger RNA. The record is from RefSeq and is a predicted model, not a curated record. NCBI's taxonomy places the organism in Eukaryota, Metazoa, Chordata, Actinopteri, Salmoniformes, Salmonidae.